Chenopodium quinoa (quinoa) is the source of this 1563-nucleotide messenger RNA. RefSeq names its product factor of DNA methylation 1-like. Gene Ontology annotation, biological process: gene silencing by siRNA-directed DNA methylation. Lineage: Eukaryota; Viridiplantae; Streptophyta; Magnoliopsida; Caryophyllales; Amaranthaceae. The transcript has 6 exons. The record is from RefSeq and is a predicted model, not a curated record. Bases 184 to 1092 code for a protein of 302 amino acids.
UCAAUUGCACAGUGUGACAUUAUUUAUCAGAAGUCACCUAAAUGGAAGUGAAUCUUUCAAUUCAAUAUUUCAAUUAAGCAGAGAUUUCUGGUAGAGUGGUAGUGGUACUACACAAAUCUGCUAAUUCCUCAGAUUUUUCUCUCUCCUCAAUUCCUCCCAAGAUUUAAGAUUUAGCGGAGAGUAAUGGAGGAAAAGGGUUACCCUUGUCAAGAGGUACAGCAACUGCGUAAAUUUGUUUCAAAGCUUGCAAAGGAAAUUGAUGUUAAAAACACGAAGUUGUUUGUCAUGGAGAAGAGGAAUGAUAAGUUGUCGACAACCCUCAACAAUAUGGUUAUGGAAAAACGGAAGCUGCAGCAAGAUCAUGCUAGAGAAAUUGAAAGAUUGCAAUCUGUGAUAUUAAAUAGUGAUAAAACAAAACUGGAGUUGGAAUAUCAAAGACAGCAAAUUGAGCUGAGAGCAGAAGAAGUUGAUAAACGCGAGAUGCAAAUAAAAUCUAAGCAUGAAAAGCUUGAUUCUUUAAUGCGUGAGCUAGAAGAAGGUGGAGAUGAAAUGCAAUGCUUAGAAACCCUUAACCAAACACUUAUCAGCAAAGAGCGUAUAACUAAUGCAGAGCUGCAGGAUGCUCGCAAAACUUUGAUUCGUACGUUCCAAGGAAUUGCUGAUGUUGAGGCUGAUAGUAUUGGAAUCAAACGGAUGGGGGAGGUUCAAAUUAAGCCUUUUCGAGAUGCCUGUCCGAAAAAAUUCCCUUCUAGGGAUUGGGAAAUGCAAGCAUCUGAGCUGUGCUCAUCAUGGCAACAAAUCCUUGGAGAUCCUAGUUGGCAUCCAUUUAAAAAUAAAGUUGUAGAUGGAAAACUGCAGGAAGUUGUAGAUGAAAAUGAUAGUAAGCUGAAGGAAUUGAUUGAUAAAUGGGGUGAGGAAGCAUAUAAAAGCGUGGUUAAUGCAUUGUUGGAGCUGAAUGACUACAAUCCCAGUGGUAGGUUUGUCGUGUCUGAACUCUGGAACUAUAAGGAGGGAAGAAAAGCUAGUCUGAAAGAAGCAAUAGAGUAUCUCAUACAGAAAUUGACAGCCAAGUCCAUGAAGCGCAAAAGAUAACAAGUUUCAGGGCAUACUCUAUUCUAAGCAUUUUCUUAUUCAAAGCAUCAUGAGGUAGUUAACAUCACGUAUGGCUCUGACAUUUAGGAUUGUAAUUUGGGGAGUGACACUGCUAGAUUGCAAGUUUUACCAGAGCAGCUCUUCUUGAGAUCCUAGCUUACUACUACAUCAUGCCGUAUGGGCUAUUGUAUGAUAUAUGCUUUAGAUAUUUAGUGUAGAUUAUCUAUUCUAAUAUGAAUUACUUAUGGCUUUUGCAUUGUGUAAUGCAGACAUACAACACCACUGUCUGAAACUCUUAACAGGCAGAAUCCUCCAUUGUUAACAUAGCCUAGCAAAUGUUAGUGACAGCAGCUUGGUGCCUGAUGCACCAAGAAUAGUGUAUAUUGGUGUUCGGUGUUUGUAUUUGCUUUCCAAGCACUUCAUUACCAAUAAUUUUCUAAUAAAUAGUUGGAUGCUGCUGCUACUUGUAAA